This is a messenger RNA of Nomia melanderi (Alkali bee), 1188 nucleotides long. Its product is annotated as RNA transcription, translation and transport factor protein. The record is from RefSeq and is a predicted model, not a curated record. NCBI's taxonomy places the organism in Eukaryota, Metazoa, Arthropoda, Insecta, Hymenoptera, Halictidae.
UGGAGUGUCCCGAAUGUUAUGAAUUAAAGAAUUCUAAUUUGCGAGUACUUAUAUAGUUUUUCCCUGUCUCUCUGUAGAUACAAUGUUAUAUGUUAUUUGUAGUUUGCGUGUUUUACCUGUAGAUGGUGAUACCGAUUUCCGUGCGUAAUUUGAUAGUUGCUUAGGAAUUUGUCUGCUAUGAUAAUUGUGUGAUGUACUUCUGAUUUUAAAAGAACUGAUAGCUUUAUCGAAAUUUUGAAUUGUAUUUUUCAUUUAAAAUACGUCUAGUGAUUGAUAGGUACGAUAAUGUUUAAAAGAAGACUUGAAGCUUUAGGUUAUAUGGAAUGGAAUAAAAUAAACGUUAAAGACCCUCAACAUUUCCGUAAAGUAAUUGUCUGGUUGGAAGAUCAGAAGAUACGCCAGUAUGACAUACAAGAUCGAAAAGAGUUACGUGAUUUGAAGAGCGACACAUGGCCGAAGACUUUUGCAAAGUAUCGCGAAGCUGUUGGAUGUCCAGUUUCUAGUAGUAACUUGGAUCAGCUCGAGUGGUUACUUGGAUAUGCGAUCUGGUUGGAAGCUGAAAACAAUAGUGAGGAAUAUUCGGAAAAUAUAAAAGAAAUGAAACUAAAAGUGAAAAAAGAAGCCAUGGUACCAAAGCUUAAAUCCAAAAAUCCGCUUGACAAUUUAGAUUUUGACAGCACUGAAUUCAAGAAAGGAGUAUAUUCCAUGGCAAAACUACUUAGAAUUCCGGAGCAUCCUAACCAUUUGGUUACACUGAAAGCCUGCAGUAAAAUGGUCCAAAGGAGAUUAAAUGCUGAAUGUUUGCGAAAUCCAAACCCUAAAAUUAUUAAAGGGAAACCAUUCCCCAUAAUGGAUAUUGCCCCCGGUUUUCAACUGAGCAAACCUUCUAUCGAAAACGCAGCUAAAAUCCUUGCUCUCCUUUAUAUUCAGGACAUCAGAAAUCUUCAAACGAAAAUUAACGAAGUUAUUGUUCGUGUACAAAAUAUUACUGCAAAUCCUAAGACAGACACUAAGCUAGGAAAGGUUGGAAAAUAGAUUACCGAAAGGACUGAUAUUAAGCAGCUUAAAAAUAUUUUGUUAAAAACGAACUCGCAAAUAUUAUAUAUGAUUUAAAUUAACGGUGAAACAACAGUAGUAGUUACUAAUUUAUUUUCUACGAAGCAUGUAAACAAUAAAGAAGCAAUUGAU